Messenger RNA from Micromonas commoda, 705 nucleotides. Its product is annotated as glycosyltransferase family 57 protein. Gene Ontology annotation, cellular component: endoplasmic reticulum membrane. The record is from RefSeq and is a predicted model, not a curated record. Gene Ontology annotation, molecular function: dolichyl pyrophosphate Man9GlcNAc2 alpha-1,3-glucosyltransferase activity. The coding region runs from base 1 to 705 and encodes 234 amino acids. Gene Ontology annotation, biological process: protein N-linked glycosylation. NCBI's taxonomy places the organism in Eukaryota, Viridiplantae, Chlorophyta, Mamiellophyceae, Mamiellales, Mamiellaceae. The transcript has a single exon.
AUGGCCCCGGCGAUGUACGCGCAGAUCGCAGCCCCGAGCCCCGAGGGGUUCCUGUGGUGCAUGGCGUGCGUCUCGAUGUCCUUCUUCCUCUUCUCGUUUCAGGUGCACGAGAAAUCCGCGCUGCUCCCGGCGCUGCCCGUCUCGAUGCUGUGCCUGAGGGCGACGGGGCUGGCGACGCUCGCGCCCGUGCUCGUCUGCGUCAGCAUGUGGCCGCUGCUGCGAAGGGACGGCCUCGGGGUGGCGUACGUCGGGUGCGUGGUCAUGUUCGUCGCCCUGUUCGGCGACGGAACCGCGCCCGAACGGCGCAAGCCCCCCCCGCCGCCCAGCCCGAAGAGGCGUUGGCUCCCGGGAUGGAUACCGUCCCCGGGGAAGCGACGGACGACGCCGGGGGGCGACGGGGGGAACGACGACGCGAGGGACGGAAACGGCGGCGGCGGCGGCGCACGACGUCACGAGUGGGCGGGCGCGGGACCGACGGAGCGGAGGGGGUGGAUCGUCGCCGGUCGAGCGCUCGCGGCGGUUGCCGUCGCGAGCCACGCGUGGGAGGCGAUCGGUCCGCCGCCGCCGCCGUCGCUGCCGCACCUGCACGCGCUCGCGUUCACCGAGCUCGGGUUUGUGGGGUUCCUCGGGGUGUACGCGUACUGCUACGUCAGGCUGUGGGCGUGCGCGCGCGACGUCGGGGCGGGGAAGCUGAAGGCAAACUGA